AGAAAAAAUGGAAAAAAGAAAAAACAACCCUGAAACUUCUAGGUAUAAGAGUGUUAGCCAGAUUAUGAUUUUUUUUUUUCCCAGACUGAUGGCUGGUAUUUCUUUGUCCUGCACAUUUAGGAGAUUUAUUUAUACAUUCUGAUACGUUGUCUGACUAGAAUUUAGGGCAAAUUUUAGUUACUGCAGUCACAUUUCACUGACUUUAAAAUAGCAGAAGGAUCCUAUUAUACUAUUCCUUGACCCUAUUAUAUUUACAUUACUGGACUCUUUGUGAUACCCUCUAGCUGCUUUCUAUCUGUGUCCUCCUCGAGCAAAAUACGCCCAACAGUAACUAGAAGCAGGGUGUAGUGUUGGAAAUCAAGUUCUCAUGUGAAAUAUGCAUUUCCGCACAGCAUCAUGAAAGCAAAAGGUUUAUUUAAUACUUGUCAAUACCUGAAGACAUAGUCCAGCAUUAGCAAAUAAUAAUAAAUAAUAAUAAUACUCUAAUAAUGUGGCAAUCCUAUUGUGAAAACGCACAUGACCCUUAGGUUUUCCUGAAGAUUUUCAGAAUUCUCCCCAUUAGUACAGCCGGUGGUGGACAUUGCUGUUGCAUUUCCCAAUGAAACGUUUAAAAGACUGUAAAUGGCGUGUGCAUUACUACCUUGCAGAAGGAAGAGGUCAGGCUAAAUUGCACUGGUAUUUAAACAUAAUCAUACUAUGAAAAUAAAUCAAAACAUCACGUAAAAGGAGUAUUUUAAAUGUUACACACGUUUUCUUUCUGGAAUGACAUGGCUAAGCAGUUCCCUUUGAGCAUAUAUAUUUUAACACAAGUUUACAAAAAUAAAAGUAUAUGAUUUUCAACAAAUGGGAAUAGGUCUACAGCAAAGUAUUAUGAAUAUUAUUUUGCUCUUUCUUUUCUAAUAAGGUUUAUCCUUCAGCCAGACAGUUUUAAGACUGAAAUACUACUGGCUAUAGAGUGUAGAUUGCAAAUUGCACGCUACUCAACGUGAAAAGGAGCACGUUUGAUUGAUCGCCUCUGUGUGUGUAUGCGCCCAUACACACAACUCUCUGUAGUUGCAUGUGUAUGUAUUUGGCAAAACCGGGCAUCUCUGGCGUCCUUAUCUUAAGAAAUGUGAGACAAACAUCCAUUCCUUUAAUCGUGUUCAUCUUUGAUCACCAGUGAGGGUGACAGAGUCCACAAAAUUAACAAAGAAAUUCCCUUGCUUUUGAGACAUAGCUACAUAUACAUCUGGGUCUGCACACACAUGCACAUGGACACACAAACAGGCAGGCAUACAUCCCAAUAAGUAAAUUAUGGCAUAACUUUUCAUGUAAUUGACACCAGACACCUUUAAUUUUUCAUUUUCAUUCUUUUGACCAGCCUUCACAUUAACAAUCUAAGCCAUAAAUGUUGGUGGCUAUUGAUCGCAAUCCCCUGUGUGCGUGCAAAUCCAUUUUCAAGUCCCCUGCCUUUAAUGUGCGUGUGCGUGUGCAAGGGGCCUCUGACGGCUGUUUAUCAGGAUCUCCCCCAGCCUGCUUCAAGACGACCCCGGAUACACAACGUGUGCCGAUGGCCAAGGGAAAGCACGCACACACACGCAUACACACACAAAAAGAGCCAAACCAAAUGAUGGAGAAGUAAAGAAACAAAGCUCUCUUGUGUGAGAUGCGGAGAAAGAUAUGCAACCGAAAGUGUGUGUAAGUAUACGGUGGGGAUGUGUAGGUUGGGCGCCUGACAUUUCCCAAGAUUUCUUGUGGGUUUCUCCCUGCCGACAUCUGGCGCUGCCUCGACCCCGGUGCUCAUGGCCGCACCUUUCGGGAACCCGAGGUUUGCCGAAAAGCCGUCACUAGUUUUAAACCUUUGGUAGCACCGGAAUUUAAAAUAAAAAUAAAAAUAAAAAUAAAUUUCAAAAGGGACAUUUUUUAAACAGUUGCCGAAUCCCACUGCCAGGCUAUCACUGGCAGCGCGUGGGUGCGGGUCUGGAUGCCCGUGGCUCCCUCCGUGCGAGUGCACGCGUGGAUUUACACGGGAAUCCGACCCAGCUGAACUACCUGACAAAUAAAGGACUUUUCAGCCCAUCGAGCUUUUGGGUAACGUCUUCUGAGCAGCUUUCUCGGAGUUUACUGUUCCUUUACUGUUGACUCCAUAGCCUUAACCUUAAAGCAGGGGGAGGAGAGCAGUAGGGAGGGGGUGGGGGUGUUCGCAGCAUAUAAGUACAUCAGGAGGAAUUUUUAAACGACCUUAUUGUCUCUAGCUCUAGAAAGACCACGAUGAUUUCUCUUUAGCGCCAGCAGCUGUUUUCUUUCGAAACUUUGCUUUUUUUGCCUCUCACACGAGCGAGCAGGAGAAAGGCAAGGCUGGGAGAUCCAGAUGCGAGGAGAGGGAAGGAGAACUCCGCGGAUGGUCUGAGCUGUGCCGAGGCAUUGUUCACUGCUGCCUCUCGGUUACGUUUAAAGGCUGAAAUAUCACGAGAUCCACUCAAUGAUCCUUUUCUAAUUCGAGGGACAAAAUGUAAUUUGCUGUAGCUCUGCUUUCUCGGAUGGGAAUACUAUCCCUAGGUUUCAGAGGGAAGAACUAGGCAUCGCGGUUCGCACACACAUGGAUUAAGUUGAACAGCGGCGAUUACAUCUGCGCUGAGAGCAACAGUAGUCCAGGGCUGACUUUUCAAAUCUCAGCCCUCCGAGUUGGAGGCUCCCUUGAAUAGACUUCCUCCAUUCCCGGAUGCACUUCUCCAAAUUCCCACUUCUCUCUCGAAUUCCUGGGAAAUUGGGGGCUUGCCUGCAUUUCGCCUUGUCAUGCAAAACGGCGUUUUCACAGAGUGAUUAUGCGCUUUCUUUUAGCUGUACCUGACGGGGUAACACGAACUCCACGCACCAUAUUGCCAACACGCGGAGUGGAUAUUGACGUUUGCGAUUGAAGAUUUUUUUUUUCCUCCGUCGAUUUUUUUGCCAAGUCACAGCAGUAUGAGAUGUCUCAUUAAUCUCGCGGAUGUGUCUAAUUCUGGAUGUGCAGUGAUACAUAAAAGUGCUGGUGUUUGUAUCCAGCGGAACACUGGAUGCACGGCAGAGAUUGGUGAUUUUUUUUUUUCGCAGCGCCUAACGUGCAAACCGCAAGCAUCACUUUAACGUGACAAGGGAGAGGCAUGCAGCUAUCGCAACAUUUGCGAGAUCCUCGUUCUUGACACUCGAAUAAUUUAACGUUCCUAAGAAGAGGUUAAACCUUCAUGCUGCUUCUUCAAAUUGAUUUUAAGGGGCUGCUAUAAAUGGAGCAUCAAAAAUCUUCGGCAGGGCUACUCCGAGCGGAAUAUGCAAACUGCGAGCCAGAAGCAUCCUAGCCCGAUGUAAUAUCGUACAUUGUGUGUUCCAGCACUUUUUUUGUUAUUACGUAAAGGCUCCUGGAAACACCUUGGAUAUUUUACAUUCUCCUUUCUCUGCUGGAAGCAAUCAGCACGCAGGAAUCCUGACGUGGGCUCUGGGACUAUAGGACAUUCCAGCUCGUGAUCCAGCACGGUUAAUCGUGAAAAGUGUAUACAUUUCUGGCUUAUCUAUGCUUUGUUAUGGGUCUGACGUGAGCUCACGUCCUCCUCCCCCCUCCUGCAAUAUUACUGGCAGAAUUUCAGUUAAAAGUGUUAUAGUAUCACGGUGCGGGAACCCGUGAUAUUCAGACAGCAAAAAUAACCUUAGUACCCGGCUAUAAAAAGCUAAUUAAGCAGAAGAGGAAAAUCAAGAGAAACUCGAAAAUGUAAGUACUCCCUCUCGUUAACAACCGAACAUUUAACUUUGGAGCCUCAGAAGGGGAAAUACCAAGCUGUUCUGCACGUUUUCGCUAAGCUUCAUUUUCCACACAAUGCAGAAUAAAACGCUAGUUUAAAGCGGCUACGUUACCGAAGGAUUUUCCAUCGCUACGAUCAGACUUAUGUCCUUUAAAUUCACGGCAUGCACAAAAGAGCAACGUUUGUCCAAAACAGGCUGAAAAUAUACGGAACGAUAGGGGGAAAAAGCAUACAAAUCCUUCCUCCGAAGCUAGCGACGAGGAAGUCUGAGAGGGCUGAGUGUGUUUGAGCUCGGAUUGUUUAAUAGAAAGAUUUAUAUACUAACUGUAUUAUUUACUUUGGGAGGGGAGGUGGCAGUAUAAGGGUAUGCUAAUUAGUGGGAGAUUUUUUGGGGGAAGGGGUGGAAUAUCAAUUUUUAUUGCAUCACCUGUCAGGAGUGUCCAAUCAGCGUUGGCUUUAGGGGAAUUAAUUGAUGAAGGUGUCUCCGGACGAGCUCACUUCACUCUGUCAUUUUAUUUGUAGCUAAAGCAGCGGCGGGAAUAGCAGCUGCAUUUCUUUUCUCUUCCUCCCUUCACAUUCCAUUAUCAUAGUUUCCAAUGGAAAAGCAGGGAAUGAAAGGGAACAGGUACUGAUCUUCAGCAACAACUUAGAGAAACACUUUGGCAAACCUGAUUUUUAAGAUUAUAUAUUGAUUGUAGUCUCACAGUAUUUUUUAAUUUAUUUUUUUUUAAUUUUGUCUAAAGUUUGGCACUUCAUUCACCAGGAAUAACAGCCUUUGUUAUAUUUUAUUAGCAGGAUGCCUUGAGACAAAUACAGCAUCUGGCUGAGGAUUGUGUGUGUGUGGCUUUUUCUUUUUUUUUUUUUUUUUAUUUUUUUCAUCUCUCUCUCUCUCUGCAAAUGCUGGGAAUAAUUUAAUUCACGAAAUGGGAGACCUGAAGUCGGGUUUUGAAGAGGUGGAUGGCGUGAGGCUCGGCUACCUCAUCAUUAAAGGAAAGCAAAUGUUUGCACUCUCCCAGGUUUUUACAGACCUGCUCAAAAACAUCCCGCGAACUACCGUGCACAAGCGAAUGGAUCAUUUAAAAGUAAAAAAACAUCACUGCGACUUGGAGGAGUUGAGGAAACUCAAAGCCAUCAACUCCAUCGCUUUCCACGCCGCCAAAUGCACCCUGAUCUCCAGAGAGGACGUGGAAGCCCUAUACACAUCCUGCAAAACCGAACGGGUUCUUAAAACGAAACGAAGGAAACUAAGCCGGGCGCUGUCUGCCACCGAUCUCCGGCCUGAGCUCGCUCCCCCCGACCCCUUCUCGGGCUUCUGGAAGGAGAACAAACUUUGGCUGGGUCUGAGCGACUCUCCUCGGCCGCUGCUGCCCGUCCGGAGGAAAGCUCUGCGCCCGGGGGACACAGCCUUGCUACCGGCCGCUCAUCUACCUCACAUUUUUAGUAAAUACACUGGCCACAGCUACCCAGAAAUCGCUCGGGCGCCUUGCAAAUCCCCCGUAAACUAUGAAACGGCGCCGGCGGAGGAGGACGAGGAGGAGGAGGAGGACGAGGAGGGCAGCGGCGCCUCGGACUCUAGCGAGGGCAGCUCGGAGGAAGAGGAGGAGGAGGAAGAGGAGGAGGAAGAGGAGGAGGAGGAGGACAGCACCUCGGACUCCGACUCCAGCUCGGUCUCCAGCCAGGUUUCGGUACAGAGCAUCCGCUUCAGGCGCACCAGCUUUUGCAGCCCGCCCGGCGUGGUCCACGCCAACUUCUUGUACCAUCUGGCGGCCGCCGCCGCCUCCCGGCCCCCGGCCCCGGCGGAGCCCGGCGGGCUGCCCGCCCUCCGCGGCGCUCCCGGCGGAGUCAAGCCGGAGCUGCCGGAGGAGUGGGGCUGCCCCGGCUGGGCUCCCGCCGCCCCGGCGCUGCGCUGCUCCGGCGGCCUGGGGAGCUGCUUCGCGGAGAUAAGAGAUGAUAGGGUAUCCGAACUCACAUUCCCACACUCUGAAUUUUCCAAUAAUGCCAAGAGUACUGACCUAACAAUUAACUGUGUUGCAAAGGGGGCCUCUUCACCUAGCCCAAAGACAAACAAUGCAUUUCCACAACAAAGAAUACUCAGAGAGGCAAGGAAAUGCCUUCAAGCAACUACUACACACCGUGCAGAUAACAAUACAAUAGCUGCUAGGUUCUUAAAUAAUGAUUCUUCAUCAGCGGCAGCAAAUUCAGAGAAAGAUUCCAAAAUCCCUCAUUGUAUUGAAUUUGCCACGGAUUUGCCCUCUUUACAAACUGAUCCUGCGGAGGAUGCUGCUUCUCCAGGGGCAGCAGCAGCAGCUGAGCUCCAGUGCACUGAUACAGGCAAUAAGGCAUUGCCAUUCCUGCACAGCAUUAAAAUCAAAAUAGAGGACAGCAGUGCGAACGACGAGUAUGAGCCUGAUCUUACAACACAUAAGCUAAAGUGUGAGUGCAAUGAUACUAAGGAUGAGUUUUACGGUGUGACUGAGAGUAAUAACCAGGACGCUUUAUUAACAGCCAAGGAAGAUUCUGCAUGCACUGAGAAAGAAACCACUUCCUUAAACCCACUGACUCAGAGUCAGGUCCUCUCAUGCACUUUAGGUACUCCAAAACCUGAGGAUGGGGAGUAUAAAUUUGGAGCAAGGGUGAGAAAAAAUUACAGGACACUGGUUUUGGGAAAGCGACCUGUACUGCAGACUCCUCCAGUCAAACCAAAUUUGAAAUCAGCUCGAAGCCCACGUCCUACAGGUAAAAUUGAGACACAUGAAGGAACACUGGAUGAUUUUACAGUUAACAAUAGACGCAAAAGGGUAGCCAGCAAUGUAGCAUCAGCAGUGAAAAGGCCAUUUAAUUUCAUGGCAAAUUUUCCCUGUCCACCAUCACUAAUUAUUGGCAAUGAUGGGGAUUUGUUGCCAGCUUAUUCCUUAAACACCACUAAGGAUUCCCAACCACCUCACAAGGCCCAUCCUGUAUGGAAAUGGCAGCUGGGCGGUUCUGCAAUACCUCUUCCACCUAGCCACAAAUUCAGGAAAUUUAAUUAAUAAAGUAGUUUGGAAAAUA
Messenger RNA from Zonotrichia albicollis (white-throated sparrow), 6800 nucleotides. The record is from RefSeq and is a predicted model, not a curated record. Lineage: Eukaryota; Metazoa; Chordata; Aves; Passeriformes; Passerellidae.